Molecule: messenger RNA, 1440 nt
Organism: Darwinula stevensoni
Lineage: Eukaryota; Metazoa; Arthropoda; Ostracoda; Podocopida; Darwinulidae
Source: the annotation of a GenBank genome assembly
AUGCAGCACCAAAAAAAGGAAACCUUCAUAGAAACGUCCGUAAGCCCUGAGAUUGUAAUGGAGAGGGCAUCGGCACACCGUAACCUGACAUAUGUGGAUUUCAUACCAGAGUGCCUGGAAGAAGGCGGCCUCUUCUCAACGUCCGUGUAUCAACCCUUCAGUGUCCUUAUGGCAAGGGGCAACGAGUGGCUAGCAAGGAAUGCCGACUGGGAAGCAGUGACGUGUGAGAGCUUGGAGUUAAAAACUUCAGAUCAGGUCCGGACUGAGAGAAUGAUCUACUGUGAACACGGCGAGAGACGCACAGCUUACGUCAGGUGUCUGAGGCUGUGGCUGAGGCGACGGAACAAUCUAGACGAACCUCCUCAGCAGCUUGGCUACGUCAAUUGCGUCCCCGAAGUCGUGGAACAGAAGACGUUUGGGAGUCCCAAGUUCCUGCCCCUCAGCGGUAUGAUCGUAAAGGUGAAUGAGAUGUUCCGAGCGAACCCUCUUCCAGGGAAGAUCAUCACCAUCGAAACCCAGGAGAUGAAGGUGGACUCGUAUUCUGGUGACUUGGAUCCAGAUCGAUCUUAUUGGGAGGAGCGUGGAGAUGCGCAGAAACUCUUCGUGUUCGUCAUUCGAAUCUUCUUCCAGACUGGUUUCUCUAGACACGAAACCGUUGAACGACAAGAAAUCGGCAUAGUCGACUUCAGUCCCACUUGUGAGAAUCCCGGCGGCUUCUUCAGUCAUCCCACGUACGAGAGCUUCAGUAGCAUGGUUAGAAGAAUGUCGGUUUGGUGCCAGGGUCAGAGCAACAUCCGAAUCACCAACAUUCAAAGUGUAGAAUACAAACUCAAGCACGACCAAUUGGAUACCCAGAGGACGUGGUACACCGAGCAUGGGGGUGUCAAUACUGGCAUUCGUCCCAACCGAAGAAAUCCAUCUAUAGAAUACAAACUCAAGCACGGCCAAUUGGAUACCCAGAGGACGUGGUACACCGAGCAUGGGGAUGUCAAAACGUAUUAUGUACGGAUCCUUCGAGUGGCAUUCGUCCCAACCGAAGAAAUCCAUCUUCCUCCAUAUACUCUCACCUGUCGCACCUUUCUACCUAUUCAACUCGAGCGAGGAGGAAUGUUCAAAGCACCGGAAUAUGAGAGUAUGUCCCAGACCAGGGAUCGAGUCGCAGCCUGGAUGGAACUUGUUGGGGCCACGUUGAUCAGCGCUGAAACCUCCGCUAUCCGAUUGAACACUGGUGGAGAAAGAAAGAUGGGUCCUGAGGCGACAUACACCUUCAACGAAACGACGCAAAGGCAUCAGGGUAACACAACCCACCGACACUCCGUAACCGAACGUUGGAUCUACGUCAUCCGACUUUAUCUGGAUGGGGAAUACGAGGAGCCGCCCGCAGAGCUCCUGCCACCCAUACCCGAAAUCAAGGAGGAGGAUUCCUGCAUUAUAAUUUGA